GUGAGUUUACCCGUAUGAGGCGGUGAGAGGCCCGGGGCCUACCUCAAAGGAGCGGGGUCGCGGCGCCGCGGCGCCAGCUAGCAGCGGGCCCCCUCUGGUCCCCGGGCCCGGCGGCGCGGCGGCUCGGUUGUGAGGAGGCGGGGAAGCGGGUGUCCGGCCCCAGACAUGGAGGGCAUGGACGUGGACCUGGACCCCGAGCUAAUGCAGAAGUUCAGCUGUCUGGGCACCACCGACAAGGACGUGCUCAUCUCCGAGUUCCAGCGGCUGCUCGGCUUCCAGCUCAACCCGGCCGGCUGCGCCUUUUUCCUGGACAUGACCAACUGGAACCUACAAGCAGCAAUUGGCGCCUAUUAUGACUUCGAGAGCCCAAACAUCAGUAUGCCCUCUAUGUCUUUUGUUGAAGAUGUCACCAUAGGAGAAGGGGAGUCAAUACCUCCUGAUACUCAGUUUAUAAAAACAUGGCGGAUCCAGAAUUCUGGGGCAGAGGCCUGGCCUCCAGGGGUUUGUCUUAAAUAUGUCGGGGGAGACCAGUUUGGACACGUGAACAUGGUGAUGGUGAGAUCGCUAGAGCCCCAGGAGAUUGCAGAUGUCAGCGUCCAGAUGUGCAGUCCCAGCAGAGCAGGAAUGUAUCAGGGACAGUGGCGGAUGUGCACUGCUACAGGACUCUACUAUGGAGAUGUCAUCUGGGUGAUUCUCAGUGUGGAGGUGGGUGGACUUUUAGGAGUAACGCAGCAGCUGUCAUCUUUCGAAACGGAGUUCAACACACAGCCACAUCGCAAGGUAGAAGGAAACUUCAACCCGUUUGCCUCUCCCCAAAAGAACCGACAAUCAGAUGAAAACAACUUAAAAGACCCUGGGGGUUCCGAGUUCGACUCGAUCAGCAAAAACACAUGGGCUCCUGCUCCUGACCAAACCGAGCAAGAUGAGAAUAGACUCUCACAGAACUCUGUAAAUCUGUCCCCCAGCAGUCACGCAAACAACUUAUCAGUAGUGACUUACAGUAAGGGGCUCCACGGGCCUUACCCCUUCGGCCAGUCUUAAACGGGUGUCAGCAAGAAGAAAAAUUAACAAAAGACAGAAGGUCUGACUUUGGUGGGGGGCGGGCAAGGGGUUCCUCUGGAUUGCAGACCACAUCGCACGGACCUCUGGCUCUGACCGUCCAUCCUGGAAGAAGAGGAAGAAGCAGAACAGACUAGUUUUGAGUAAACUCAGUGUGCAUGUGUGAAUGCUGAAUCGCUGGAGUGGUGUUGAGGCUACCAAGAAGAAAUCCAUGCAGCCACCUUGGGUUUUGUUUAUUAGGCGUCAGUCUAACAGUCAUUAGGUCACUCGGGAAGGGAAAAACGUUUAAAAUGGGGGAAAAAAGCCAUCUUUUUAAACAAAAAUUAUUUUGCCUACAGACAGGUUGUAGUUUUGAACACACGUUAAUUUUUCCCCUUUCCGCACUUCUAUUUUAUUUUUUUUAGAUAAGGGAUAACAUACUCUUUAUAGAAUAGCUGCUUGCUCUGGGAGCGAUUCAGAUUCAGAGUUGGUGUGGCAUGUUUGGGGCCUCCGUGGGCGGUGCUGCAGGAGGGCAUCUGCUGUGACACGUGACCCAGAAGUCUCUAAUAGCAUCAGCCAUUACGCUAUCGCCCUUUUCCUCUUCUUUCUCUUUAAUCUUCUGUUGAUUUACACCUUUGACAUUUGUAUUAGUCAACCCUGUGGCUUGUUACCAUCAGAACCUCUCUGAAGACCAAACUUCCCUGUGUAGCCAACAGAGGAAGCCUUGAGGACAGGUCUCGGGUGACGUGGGAGUGGCUGAGGCUGAGAGGUGUCCUUUUGCACACACUUGUAACAGUUCAGAUUGCUUUUCUCCCGUGUUUCUCCUGGCAGAAAUGCCAUCAUGCUUGCUGCUUUUUGGCUUCUUCACCCACAGUGGUUCCCUGCUCACUCCGGGGACAGUGCCUCUGUGCUCGUCUGCCAUGUGCACACACUCAUGUGGGAGCAGCUCCCCGCAGUGUGAAGUGAGGGUCCCAUGCUUCUCUGUUGUCACACAGCUCCCUUCCCUUUGUUUCCUCUCAGUUGUCUUUUGUGGUGUUUUCACAGCCUGUUAGUGGAGGCUGAGCUGUCAAAGUAUGAAAAUAUAACCACAAAUGAGGAAUUUGCCAUGGGGAAGGGCCAGAGUUAUUGUGUGAUCUUGGAGACCAUACUUUGAAGGAAGUAAGAGGACCCCCAUCCUGGCCAUGAUGCCUGGUUUUGGGGAGGUGGUGGGCAAGGGGCCACCCAGCCAGAGCAGAGGCUGAUCGGCUGGCUGCUCCCUUGGACAGGUGGCCCCACUGGCAUCCUGUGGAUUCCGAGCUGGUGAGAUAUGUGGAUAUCUCCAUGGGAAGCUUGAACCAGGCUAGAACAGCUGUCUGCCAAAGAUACAAGAAUAUGCAAAGUCCCUCUUCUCACCCCCCUCCUUCCCUCGAGUGUUGGUUGGUUUGAUAGCCAGGAAUAUGGAUCUAGGGUGCAGUUGCCUGCCUGUUACCACACCCCAACCCAUGCCAGGGGUGAGAGUCAAGGAAGGAGACCAGGUGAUGAGUGGCUGCAAGGGGUCAUAUAGCCUGGGUGUGGUGAGGGUCUGUCUGCCUGUCUGUCUCUGUCUGGGUGUGUGAGUUCCAAAAAUGUGUGUUGUUUGUUCCUCCUCAUCCUCUUCUGAGACUGUUUUUUAAAAGCUUGAUUGUGGGAGAUAAGCUUGUAUGAAAUACCCUUUUGCCUCCUACCUCCCAAAAAAUAAAAGGGGGGUUAUAUUUUGGUCCACUGGAGAAGCCCUGGGGGAGGUGGAGCCAGUCUGCUUCAGAGCAGUACGGGUAGGUCUGGGGCUGGACUAGGGCUCACACUGGAGCACACACUUUAUGCACACGAAGAGGGCCCCCAUUCCUGAGCGGAGCAGAGGGGAGUCCCUGUCAGGUGCCCAAGCCAGGGGCUCACGAUAGAUUUUUGGCUGAGGGCCCUGUUAGGCCCAAACUGCAACUACUGCUGGUGCCAACCUCCUGGGACACCGCCACCCUGGAGCCCACCCAUGCCCACCGUUCUUAUUUGCUAGCCCUCAAAGCAGCACAUCUCCAGCUUCCUCUGGCAGGCUCGUGGGGCUUUCCAGCCCCUGGUUUCCUGGCUUUCUCAUCUGCCCCACGCAAGGUGCCGCUUCACUGUUUCCCAGGAGGGGCUGCUACCGUUACUCAGCAGAGAUCCUGCUCCUCUUGCUUGUAGGUAACCUGACCUGGCAAGGUAACUGUCCCAAGCACGCUGGCUUCUCUCCCAAGAACAAACCAUUUCUGUAUACAUCCUUGCAGAGGGCAGAGCAAGCGUAAGCCAUGGAGUAGGGGCAGGGAGUCCAUUGCUCCCCAGGACCAGGGGGCUAGCAGUACCAUUCAUUCUGCCUCCUCUCACAGGUUUGAGUGCUUAGAGCCCCUCCUCCCUGCUAGUGGGUAGUGGAGGCUACUCUCUCAGCCCCAGUAGCCUCUGCUCUUCACCAAACAGCAGCUGCCUGUGGGCAGGACCACCAGUGUCAUACCCACAAGGUGAGACAGGCUCCAUCCUUAGGGGCCUGAGUCCAGUGUGGGAGGCAGAGGGGCUCGGGCUCAGGAAGAGCCUGUCUGUGUGCAUGGAGUGAGGUGUGUGUGGAUAUGUGUGCACGCGUGCAUGCUUUUUUUUUUUU
Molecule: messenger RNA, 3676 nt
Organism: Molossus molossus (Pallas's mastiff bat)
Lineage: Eukaryota; Metazoa; Chordata; Mammalia; Chiroptera; Molossidae
Gene: ILRUN
Product: inflammation and lipid regulator with UBA-like and NBR1-like domains
Exons: 5
Coding region: 166-1041 (291 amino acids)
Biological process (GO): macroautophagy
Cellular component (GO): phagophore assembly site
Molecular function (GO): ubiquitin binding
Source: RefSeq, a predicted model, not a curated record